Molecule: messenger RNA, 1500 nt
Organism: Prunus mume (Japanese apricot)
Lineage: Eukaryota; Viridiplantae; Streptophyta; Magnoliopsida; Rosales; Rosaceae
Source: RefSeq, a predicted model, not a curated record
AUGUAUCAACUGAGAUUCCUACGUGUCUUCGGUCGUUAUUGUCGGUCAAUUGUUUCUCUUGAUCUUCCCAAUUCUCUUAGAUAUCUUAGCUGGGACGAAUAUCCUUUCAAAUCUUUGCCAUCAAAAUUUUCUGCUCAAGACCUUGUUGUCCUUGAUAUGUCAUCCAACGAAGUUGGGGUGCAACUUUGGAAUGAAAACCAGGCUGCAUAUCUCAGUGGUACAACAGUGCUAAAGUUGAGAGAUGCAACAAUAAAAGAAUUGAGGAAUACAUCAAUAGAGUCUGUUGUUGGUCUCACUGCAAUUAAACUGAUCAAUUGCAAAAGCCUUGUGAGUCUCCCAACGAACAUUUGGACGUUGAAAUCUCUGGAGAGCCUUGAUCUCAGUGGGUGCUCUAACUUUCAACACUUGCCAGAAAUCUCGGAGGCUAUGGAACAUCUGGUGUUUGUAAAUUUAUCAUGUACAGAUGUUAAAGAGCUGCCCCCAUUAAUUGGAAAUCUAGUUGCGCUUCAAAAUUUAGAUCUGAGUAGCACCAAAAUUAAGAGCAUACCUGCAGGCAUCAAACAAGCUACACAGCUGUCUUGCCUGUGCCUAAGGAAUUGCGAGAGCCUUGAAUUUUUACCAGAGCUCCCCCCAUUGCUGCAAUGUCUUGAAGCAGAAGGUUGCACGUCACUGAAGACAGUGUCAAGUUCAAGCACUGCAAUCACACAAGGUUGGGAAGAAUAUAUAUUUUCUCGAGGGCUUCAUGAGAAACAUAUAUUUUCUAAUUGCAGAAGGUUGGAUGAGAGUGCACGAAGCAACAUAAUGGGUGAUGCACAGCUCAAAAUUAUGCGAAUGGCAACUGCGUCAUCAAAGUUUAAAGAAGACAGAAGUGAAGAAGCAUCAUAUGAUUCAGAUAAGGAAGACAAAAUUGAAGAAAUAUCAUACGAUUCAGAUGAGGAAUUUUUUGGCAAGAGAUCUUUGGUUGCCAUUAGAUGUUUGGGCUAUGAAAUUCCAGAAUGGUUCAACCAUAAAAGUGAGGGAUGUUCAAUAAAGAUUGAGCUUCCUCGUAAUUGGUUUAGCACAGAUUUCUUGGGUUUUGCUCUAUCUCUUGUUGUUGCAAACAAGAGAGGCUUGGAUCCAUCUUUUAUUAAGUAUUUCGGGCUUGAAUGCAAGUACAACUUCAAAACUAGUAAUGGUAAAAGCCAUGAAGUCAGCCAUCCUUUGUGUAAUCCGGGAUUGCCAUGGACUAUUAGACGCGUAGAUUCACAUGAGGUGUUUGUGUGGUGGUAUAGUAAUGUCUUUGAAGAAGUUGUGGAGGGGGCUCAAAGCCCCACUGCGUUUUACAAACUUUUUACUGAGGUCAAUGUUGACUUCACCGUAAUGGAUUGUUAUGGCUAUUCGGAGGUGAAGGUGGAAAAGUGUGGGAUAUGUCUGUUGUAUGGCAAAGAUGCUGAGAUGAUAAAGCAGAGGGCUUUGUAGAUCAAGCAGAUAUCCCUAAAUUCAAAUUUUCAUUUUAUUUGA